AUGGGAGCGAAAGCAACACAACACAGGAAAAAGAUGUCAGAUUUUAUUCAUUUAUCUUUUACCUUUAGAAAACUGAAGAAGCUUCACGUGACCAUGAGGAAGGUCCACGAUUGUAAAGUCGUGACAACACCGAACACACCGUACGCCAACUUCCAGGCUGAAUUAGACAAAAGAUUCACGGUCCUUGGAAAGUUUUCUGACUCGUUACCUAACCCGAGAAAACUGAAGAAGCUUCACGUGACCAUGAGGAAGGUCCACGAUUGUAAAGUCGUGACAACACCGAACACACCGUACGCCAACUUCCAGGCUGAAUUAGACAAAAGAUUCACGGUCCUUGGAAAGUUUUCUGACUCGUUACCUAACCCGAGGAGAAUGAGGUAUUUGGGGGCUGUAAGUGUUUUACUGAUGCUCUGUGGGGCUACAUUUGGGAUAGAGUACAAAACUUUCACUGGCCACAUCGAGGACAACCAAUCUCUUGCCGAGCGCUCAACCAUAAUAUCCGUCGAAGCAAGAUCAUUAGUAUCAAUAAGACUGGGUUGUCACCAAGAGUUCAACCAAUUCCUAACUGCGUAUCUGCAAAGAGAAGAUACCAAGGAAAUCGUUGUUUCUGUAAAGACGGUUUGUACCAAAAGCCAAAAAGAUUUUGACCAAAAGUACAAAUGGGCAAGGGUUUUCAGCGACGAUUCCGACAGUGUCGACUAUAGAAUUGUUGUCACAGGUGCGGAGAGAGCGUUUUUCGAGGUGCUGUACGAAGUGAAUACUGUCCGGCUACCCUCUGAUGGGACACCAACCUAUCACGUGCUGACACCGGGCGUUCCUUCUAUCCACACUUUCGCUAUAGACAAUUGGGACGAUGUUAACUACCGUUUUGUGGAUGUCAGCGUGGAGGGAUGGGAAAAUCAAACUGAUGUUAUUGGUAAAAUGAUAGUUACCCAAAACAAAGACGAGCUCUACAACUUCCUGAUCUCUCCGAAUACCUCCACCUUAAACAGCAUGCGACUUGGUUACUCUAAAUUCGGUAGAAUUGUGUUAUCAGACGUUUCCAGUCCGGGUCUAGCACCUGGUAUUUGGAUGGUAGGCCAUAUUCUGUUUGAUGAAGAGCAGACGAAAAACAUUGCUAUAUCUAUUGCUGUGAACACGGACUACGAAUAUGUUUCAAAAGUGGUUAUUCUGACAAUAGUGUCCUGUUUUGGUGUUAUUCUUCCUAUCUUUUGCAGGUACAUCUUCAAUUAUAUGAACGCGGAGAGGAAAGCUUCAUUUGCGGCUUGGAGGCAGGUAGUGAUAAACUGGUUUUAUAGCGGAAACAAAGGUUUGGCUUAUCUGACUGGAUUUCUCGCCUGGAUGCUGAUUGUCAGCGCUUUUCAGGUUGUCCACGCGAAAUGGGGUGAGAUGAUGGAAAAGGGGGACCGAGACAUCUGUUACUACAAUGAGCGCUGCUACAGACCUUAUUUAGGUUACUACGACGUGUCGGUGAAUGGUAUUGCAAGUAACCUUCCUUUCAUGGUACACGGAGCAAUCAUCAUCCUCUCAGUUUCUCUAGCGGAGACCAGUUGCUACUCACUCAAGCACAAGCGAUACGACUAUUCUAUUCCUUACUCUUUUGGAUUGGCUUUCAUCUUCGAAGGGUUUGGAUCUCUUCUCUAUCACAUCUGUCCUGCUCAGAUCAUAUUCCAGUUCGACACUCUUUUUAUGUUCGUCAUCUCUCAGUAUAUCAUCACUGCACUGGUCGACGGGCAUGCAGUAAGAAGAGAGGUUCACGAGGAUGCACACAAGCUAUUCUCCUCCAAAAGGAAAUCUAUCAGAAGUCCUAAACUCUUCCUCUUCUUUUUAGGGCCUGCUUACGGAUUCAACUUUCUUGGAAACCUCCACUAUAUAGAUCCGCUACCGAAGCCAAUAGCUUUCUUCUUUUUCUUAUUCGUUGGUCUGUGGGUGUUGGGAAUAUUACUGUGGGCUGCUUACAAAGCCAAUCUCCUGCCCACAAGUUACUUCCGAGCAGCUACCAUCCACUUUACAUCCGGUGGAGUGGAAGUAAAAGAGAAAACCAGUGAAACAAGCAUGCUGAAGAAAGUUUUUUUCGGGGCAUAUACACUUCUAGUGGUCAUUGGCUUCAUCAUGGUAGUCAUGGGGAAACUUGUGAUUUCUAUAUUCAUCCUGGGAGAGCUGAUUGUUGCACUGACGAUAAUGACGGCUGCUUCGUUUGUUUAUCUACUGAGUGAUCUCUGGUUCACCCUGACACGUGUGGUUCGACCCAACAAUAAAAAGUAUCCUAUGCACUACCGGUACAUAAUCCCGGCUGGAGUAGUCCUGUACCUGCUCUGUGGACUGGGACUAGUGAUUGUCUCCCUCUUCUUCUUCGUGAUCCUGGAGAGCACCGACAAGUCCAUACCACCAUGGGAGUCCCGGGAACUUAACCAGGGAUGCGUCCUCAACGACUUCUGGGAUGCUCACGACCUCUGGCACUUCUUUGCGUCCCACGCCCUCAUGAUGAUUGUGUUGGUGGUGAUCCAGAUGCAGAAACCCUGCAGAGACUGUUAUAUGAAGUAUAAGGAGUGUCAAAUUCCUGCCAAGGAGAAGAAUGGAGACAGGGAGAUGGUUCAACCGGUCAACAAGAAGAAGAAUUUUCAGGAGCCGGAGAUACUGAAGGUGAUACCGUUAGUAGAUGAUAAAUCUGUCGUCAUGGAGGAAGUGAACGAAUGAUAACGAUUGUAUAAUAUUUGAUUAACGAUUAUUUUAAUCUGAGAUAGAAGUUGAUGUGGAUGUAAGAAAGUACCAUCAUAUGUUUCAUAAGAAACUUCUAUUUGGCACAAAACGAACCUUCUUGAUCAACAUGGGUCGAAAAAGAAAAGCGAAUUUUAUCAUCUUUAUUAUCAAUUAAUAUAAUCUUUUGUUUUUUUUUC
This is a messenger RNA of Bolinopsis microptera, 2897 nucleotides long. RefSeq lists its product as uncharacterized. Gene Ontology annotation, cellular component: plasma membrane; lysosome. Lineage: Eukaryota; Metazoa; Ctenophora; Tentaculata; Lobata; Bolinopsidae. Gene Ontology annotation, biological process: RNA transport. The transcript has 17 exons. Gene Ontology annotation, molecular function: RNA transmembrane transporter activity; double-stranded RNA binding. Bases 1 to 2697 code for a protein of 898 amino acids. The record is from RefSeq and is a predicted model, not a curated record.